CACUGUUCCCAGAAUCCCCUGUCUUCACUCGCUUUAUUCUGCUUGCAGCAGGCAGUGUUCGUAAUAAACAUGGCGACGGCCGCAGCUGCUGGCGUGGGAGAACUGCAGAAAGAGCUGAUUUGUCCAAUUUGCUUGGAUUUUUUCGACGAUCCAGUUAUUUUGAAAUGUGGCCACAACUUCUGUCGAGGUUGCAUUUUAAUGCACUGGGAGGAAAAUGGAGACGAUGAUAUAGGAUAUCACUGUCCAGAAUGCAGACAGGUAUUUGGCAAAAUAAGCUUCACUACGAAUUACCUGGUAAAGAACUUGGUGGACAAAUUGGACGGACUGGAAUUUUUGAAGUCAGGUAAACCCACCGCCCCAGUGAAACCCACCAAACUGGACAGCAAGUGUGACAAACACGGCGAAGAACUAAAACUGUACUGCCACACGGACAGCAAACCCAUCUGCGUCGUGUGUCGGGAGUCAAGAGCGCACAGGCACCAUGACGUAGCUCCUUUGCCAGAGGUCAUCGAUGACAUGAAGCGCACUCGUCGUCUCUCUCAGGGGGAGCUCAGGUUGAAGCUCAUUAAGCUCACCUGGCAGAAGUCGCUGUGUGAGAGGGUGAAGUCGACGGACGAGGCGGCCAAGGCCGACACCAAGCGUAAGAAACAAGAUCUGAAAAGGAAGAUCGAGAACGACAUCGGCGCUCUGGUCCAGUUCCUCCUGGACGAGAAAGAGGACAUCCUGGCCAGCCUGGAGGCGGAGGAGGUGGCGACCGUCGCCAUGAUCGACGAGAACCUGAAGGACGUGUCCAAGGAAAUGGCCGCCGUGGACAAAGCCAUCACCGACAUACAGAACCACCUGAGCGGGAAGUCCACCUUCGAGGCCAUUAGUCAGACCAUUGCAAGCCCGUUCCAGGUCUCCUCCCCCUUGCAGGCCACCAACUGUCCCCCAAACUGGGAGGAGUUCAACGGCCCCCUGCAGCUGAUCAUGUGGAAGAAGAUGAUGCACGUGCUGCACACGGUCCCCGCCAACCUGGCCCUGGACAUGGACACGGCGCACCCCGGCCUCCAGGUGGGCGACUUCGACACCAAGGUGGAGGAGGGCCAGGCGCGGUCGCUGGAGCCCGACCUGCCGCAGCGCUUCACCCGCUUCCUGGGCGUGCUGGCCACCGCCCAGUUCUCCAGCGGCCAGCACUACUGGGAGGUGGACGUGCGGGACAAGGGCGUGUGGUACCUGGGCGUGACCACCGAGUACAGCAACCGCAAGGGCUACGUCAACCUGUCGCCCUCGGCCGGCUACUGGAGCCUGUGCCUGCAGGACCGGCUGUACGCCAACGAGGAGGACGCCCGCCUGUCGCUGGCCGACUACUGGAACUCGCCGCGCGUGGGCGUGUACCUGGACUACGAGCGCGGCCGCGUCUCCUUCUACGACGCCGUGGCCAUGAAGCACGUCUACACCUUCGAGGCCUACUUCGACGAGCCCGUCUUCCCCUUCUUCAGCCCCGGGAAGAACGACCCGGGGAGCCGACUGCAGCUCUGCCACUACUACUGAUCCCCCCUCCCCCCCCCCGCCCCGCCCUC
Messenger RNA from Anguilla anguilla (European eel), 1562 nucleotides. It is a transcript of the gene trim47, whose product is annotated as tripartite motif containing 47. The coding region runs from base 70 to 1533 and encodes 487 amino acids. NCBI's taxonomy places the organism in Eukaryota, Metazoa, Chordata, Actinopteri, Anguilliformes, Anguillidae. The transcript has 8 exons. Gene Ontology annotation, molecular function: zinc ion binding; protein binding. The record is from RefSeq and is a predicted model, not a curated record.